Messenger RNA from Anopheles marshallii, 813 nucleotides. Its product is annotated as trypsin-5-like. Lineage: Eukaryota; Metazoa; Arthropoda; Insecta; Diptera; Culicidae. Gene Ontology annotation, biological process: proteolysis. Gene Ontology annotation, molecular function: serine-type endopeptidase activity. The record is from RefSeq and is a predicted model, not a curated record. The transcript has a single exon. Bases 1 to 813 code for a protein of 270 amino acids.
AUGGCGAACAAGUUUACGUGCUUUCCGGUUGCAUUGAUCGCGCUGGUUGUUUGUGUACAGGCAAAUAGCCUCGUGCAUCGUAAUAGACUUACACGACCAGUGCUCAGACUACCGUCUUCGGCUAAACGAAUUGUCGGUGGAUUUGUGAUCGACAUCAGUGACGCGCCGUACCAGGUGUCACUACAGUACGGCAACGAGCACAACUGUGGUGGAUCGAUUUUGAACAAAAAGUGGAUCCUGACAGCAGCGCAUUGCAUCCACGAUGAGUCAUCAUCAGAACUGACUGUGCGUGUGGGAUCGUCCGAGCAUGCAUCCGGUGGCAACGUCAUACGAGUAUCACGCGUUGUAUCGCAUCCACGCCAUGGUUCCGGAUUCAACAACUAUGAUAUCGCCCUGCUUGAACUGAAGAGCGAGCUCAUCUUCGGCAACAAGAUUCAGCCGGUCGUUCUACCGGAGCAGAAUGAAUCAGUUGAGGAAGGAACGAUGGGUACCGUGAGUGGUUGGGGUAUGACGCUAAGCGAAUCCGAAUCCAACGAUGUGCUUCGAGCAACGAACGUACCGACUGUGAAUCAAGAGGAAUGCAGCGAAGCUUACCAGUCGUACGGUGGAAUUACUGAGCAGAUGUUUUGUGCCGGAUACAAACACGGUGGCCAGGACACAUGCCGGCAGGAUUCUGGUGGUCCCUUCAUUGCCGAAGGGAAGCAGAUCGGGGUUAUCUCUUGGGGUCACGAAUGCGCUCUGGCAGGAUAUCCGGGAGUGUACACACGUGUGGCUAGUGUACGCGAUUGGAUUAGCGAGAUCAGUGGAGUGUAG